Molecule: messenger RNA, 652 nt
Organism: Odocoileus virginianus texanus
Lineage: Eukaryota; Metazoa; Chordata; Mammalia; Artiodactyla; Cervidae
Source: RefSeq, a predicted model, not a curated record
UCAGGGAACUGUGUGCUGUAAUUUUACUUGGGGACUUGUUUUGAAGGCAAAGUGUUCCUCGGGACAUUGUGAAUCUGUCCACCUUGCCUCCUUCGCUGCCUUAUGUUCUGCUUUUCCGUUAGCAGCAAAUCCGACUGCGAGAUGUUUGAAGUUUUCUACUUUCCCCUGGCUCCCCCUGACCGCAGCUGACAGACACGUUCUCUCGUCCAGCUAAAGCUCUUUAAGAAGUAGUAACCACACUGUAAUCUGGAACACCUGUGAACUGUUGCAAGAUGUUAUCAUGCAAGAUUUUCCUGCUGAGAUAUUCCUUCAAAGGCCAAACAUUGUUCAGAGCCUUUUAUCUCUGUUGAAACUGGCCUUUGGAGGAGAUGGAAAACAUCGUCUGGCCUUACAGUCAGUGUCCUGCUUGCAGCAGCUGUGCACGUAUUUAAGAAACAGACUCAAUUUCCACAGAGAUCCAAGUUUUUUCUCUAAUAAACAAGAUGCCGUGUCCCAGAACUCUUCUCUGUCUUACUGUCCUGACGUCAGGGCGGCUCCGCAUUCCCAGAACCCGUCUCCUGGAAGCAGCAGCCCCCGGCCCUCCGUGGUGGGGCGCACGGGCCAGCGGCCCCGGGGGGAUGGUCAGGACUGGGACGCCGUGUCCUCCAGGUGA